Messenger RNA from Brassica oleracea var. oleracea, 691 nucleotides. RefSeq lists its product as uncharacterized. NCBI's taxonomy places the organism in Eukaryota, Viridiplantae, Streptophyta, Magnoliopsida, Brassicales, Brassicaceae. The transcript is spliced from 3 exons. The record is from RefSeq and is a predicted model, not a curated record. The coding region runs from base 101 to 382 and encodes 93 amino acids.
GCUACAAAAUGAAAAGUGCAAAAAGUCUCACCAUACGGAAUCAUCGCGAAUUUCUAGUUUCUCCCCUCUCGUAAAACCCUAGCAAACAAAAAAACCAAAAAUGGCUUGGCGCAAUGCAGGAUCCGCUGCCCGUUCCUUCGCCGCCGCCACCGCAAGAGCACCGUCUCUCCGUUCUCCUACGGCGGCGCUUCCUCGCCUCCGUCCUUCCCCAUCCUCUUCACCCGGCCGUCGCUUCUCCUUUUCAUCGCCUUCUAGGAAUCUGGGAGCGCUUGGUUGCACGCAGUCUUUCUUGCCUCUGUACAGUGUUGUGGCUGCUUCUCAGCUCACCUCUCAUCUCAAUGUUAAUUUGCGUGCUUUCUGCGAGCUGACAAACGGUACUUGAAGAGGCAUAGGAGCGUAUUAUGCAACAGUGUAUGCAUCAGUUACUUUGAAGGGGGUGUGAGAGAUCCAAGGAUUGGGUUACCUCAGAAAAACUUAAAUCAUUCUGUUACUUUUCGGUUCCAUAUUGUGUGGGAUCCCUUUGAUUUUUAAUAGCUGUAGAGCUUUUCGUUUGCUUAGCACAAUAUUUUACCCCUCCUAGAACUUUUUGUUUUGUUUUUGAAAGAUGAAUAAAGUUCUGAAACUACUUGGCAUUGUUUAAAUAAAGUGUAUUGGAUUACAACUAAAAUCAAUGUUAUUCAUAAUUCUUGUU